Molecule: messenger RNA, 1945 nt
Organism: Lates calcarifer (barramundi perch)
Lineage: Eukaryota; Metazoa; Chordata; Actinopteri; Centropomidae
Gene: wdr97
Product: WD repeat domain 97
Exons: 14
Coding region: 1-1839 (612 amino acids)
Source: RefSeq, a predicted model, not a curated record
AUGGGACAGUACAAAUCUGGAAUGAAGAGAAUCAGCUCAUCAGGACACUCCAGCUUCAACGCAGUGCCUGAGUGUCUGGCUUAUGGUGGGUUUGGAGGUGAACUGUUCCUGGGCAUUAAAGGAGACCUGUACAGAAUGAAGUGUGCAAAGUUCCUGCCACACAAAUACCAACAAAUGCUCCUUUACACUUAUUGUGAAGAGCCUCUACCUGACUUGCCUAUCACUGGGAAUAAAGAAAAAAGCAUCAAAAGAAAGGCUGAUAGCACAGCCAAAAAUGAGAAAGAAGAAGCGCCAGCAGUUGCCACUGAUCAGUUAUCGACUGAGGACAUGUGGAGACAGAAGGAGUAUGAGAGGUCACUGACCUCAAACAUGGACCUGUCUGCACUCCUACAAGGCACAGUAAAGUGCAAAAAAGGGAAACCUCCUAGUACAAAGCAAACCAAGAAAGAGGCUUUUGACCGCUACAUGAAAAUACUAUAUGGCCUGCCCCCUAAUAUUAAGAUUGAUUUGGAGGACACCUUUGACCUAGAUUCAAUUUCACUUUCUCCUGAGCCAAAUGACAACAAGCCGUGUAGCCCUCCUCCCGUAAAAGAGGAUGUUCGUCCCAAACUGAUCAUUCCUGUGAUUGUGCAGAAAAAAAAGGAGAAAAAGGCUCCAGCGCCAAGCAACAAACCAAAGCCCCCAAUGAAAGUGAAGCCACGGCCUGUUGAGAAAGUCGAACCCAAGAGACCCGUCACAGUGGAGAAGGUCGAAGAGCCUCCUCCUCCAGUAGAGCAGCUGAAACCCAAAACUCCCUCUCCGCCUCCUCCACCUCCUCCUUGUCCAAGGACCCCAACACCACCCCCACCACGGGAGCCCACCCCUGAGGUGCCGUCAUUCCUCAAGCAGUUUGAAGAUGCAGGCUGGUUUAGAGACUUGUAUCCUGAUAAAAAGAGUAUCCCAAGCACCCUGUCUCCAGAGGACUUCUCCUUACAGCUGCUGGGUCAUCUAACCACCUGCAGCACCCCAUCCAAAAUGAAGAUCCUUGCUGCACUGCAGGCUCUGCACAGCCAGGGGCUCUUGCAGAAUACAGACAAGCUUUACCGAGGCCUUAUUGACUUAGUGCCUAAAUUUGCAAGACCACACAUGUCACCUUUGGAGCGGGCUGCGCUUGUUGAAAUGUUGAAUCUGUUGACGCGCCUGAAAUCUGCUAGUUAUGACCUUGUGAAAAAGCUUCUCACUCUCCUGGCCUUUAAAAAACUGUUUCUCCGAGAAACAGUCCUGCGCAUGCUGACUGCAUUAGGUGUUGAUGAGGCUGAGCAGUGGCUGUGGCCUGAGUUGGAGAGCUGGGAGUCGGAGCUGCAGGACCAGUCUAACAUUUGGAAAAGCCUGCAUGAUAGAGCAGAUUGGUGGCUAGAGUUAUGGAUCUCCAAAUACAAAGAACAUGACAAAUAUCUGCACCUCAGGAGUACAGCAAAGUGGAAGCCACCAACCUUCAGCAUGGUGGAUGUGCUGAAUUAUUUUUGCUCCAUCCAACAAGAAGAGUACAGAAGGGCUCGAUGUGUUGCACCUGCUGGUCGCAAAAACACUGUACUUCUGCCUUUAUAUGACUGUAGUUCUCAACCAAUCUUUCGUCUGGGAGAGACUUACAGCAUGGCCAGGAUACGCAGGCCACCAGGAAUCAUUCUGCCUCCCCUGCGAAACCGUCCUUUCCUCAUGGACUUUCCCCAUUUCAUCUCUUUGCCGUUAUCUCGAAUCACCCUGUGCCCCUUUCGCAUCUACACAGACGAGGACUGGCUGAAAGCACCGUCCCGCCGCUACUUCAUUCAACAGCAGUCUUAUGUAGAGUACUACAGAUGACGCCUCUUAGUCCGUAACAUUCCCACUAACACCUGACGAGCCAUGUAACAAACAUUAUUUUGAAAUGUGUUGAUUAUUUUGAAUAAUUAAACGACUCUUGAAAUUU